UUGCUCAAAUAAAAACAUGUUAAGUGCAGCCUGUUUGUUUCACGUGGAAAGCAAACGCGUGUGUCAUUGUUUUGUCGGAUUUGGCCGUUAAUUAUCAGUUGGCCCGCUAUGGGAAAUCCUGCCGACUGCGCCAGUUAUCGUAAAAUUUUAUGAGUUUUUAACAGCUUAGAAAUUGGGUGUUUUUGCGGAAAUGCAUUCAUUGCUCAGGGCCACUCGGUAUACCGGCACACAAACAACUAAUUGAAUAAUCCAAUCAAAGCGCUUCCUCAUUGAAGUUAAAAGAAAAUUAAGCAACUCAAUUAGUCCAUUUGAGCGAAUGGGAGUCAAAAUGCGAAGCGCGCCAGGUGUUUGGAACACAGUCGUUUUCCGAUCAAUCCGAUUCGUUGGCCCGCCAUGCUUGAUCUGGACGAGGUUCUUUCUGCCAUCGGCCCUUUUGGCAAGUACCAAAAGCUGGUCAUUUGGCUGAUUUUGUUUCCGGCCGUUUUCCCCUGCGGGUUCCACGCCUACAAUCAGCUCUUCAUGGCCAAAAUGCCCGAACAUUGGUGUCGUCUGCCCGGUCUGGAUGGAGUCGAUGGAACCCGCAYGAAAGAGUUGAGCAUUCCCAAGCAAUUUCCUGCGGAAAACACAACAAAAUUCAGCCAAUGCCUGAUGUACGAUGUCAACCACCAGAUGAUCAAUGUGUCCGAGAUGGACGUGGCAGGCUUGGAGGCCCUCAAUCGGGUUCCAUGCAAGAACGGAUGGGACUAUGGAGAUGAGGACGUUGGAAACUCCAUUAUAAGCGAGUGGAAUCUGGUAUGUGGCAGAGACUUCGCCUCAACGCUAGCUCUGGUACUGUUCGGAUGCAGCGGCUUGGCAGGAAAUUACAUCUUCGGACACGUCCAGGAUGGCCUUGGGCGCAAACCGGCCUACUUCAUCUACCUGCUGAUCCAGUGCGUUUUUGGCAUCGCGACCUCAUUGGCCCCCAAUUUUUACAUCUGGGUUUUGCUACGGAUGGGAGUGGGUUUCACUGUGCCUGCCAUCCUCGGCACCCCAUAUGUCCUGGCCAUAGAGCUGGUGGGCCCCAAAGACCGAACCACUGUGACCAUCCUGAUCAACAUCGCCUACUCCUUGUCGCUGGUCAGCUUGGCUGUGGUGGUGUGGGCGGUGAGGAGUUGGAGGUGGAUGGCCUUGGCGACUUCCCUCCCGUUUACCGCGCUGUUUCUAACGUGGUUCCUCCUGCCGGAGAGUCCCAGGUGGUUGUUGGCGCAGGGAAAAAGCGCCCAAGCCGAGGCGGUUUUGAGGAAAAUCGCCCGCGUGAAUGGGGCAGUUUUUCCCCAUGGAUCAAUCAGUGCAGGUCAACAGGAGAAGGCUGCCCAAUCCAAGUGGGGCAUUCGACAUCUGUUCCAAAACCCCAAUCUGCGCUGGAAGACUUUGAUAGUCACCUUUCUGUGGUUCACCAAUACCAGUGUCUAUGUGGGGCUCUCCUACUACUCCCCAACGCUAGGUGGAGAUGAGUAUCUGAACUUUUUCCUGGCAGGCGCCGUCGAGCUUCCCACCUACCUCUUCCUCUGGCCCGCUAUGGAGCGAUUGGGCAGGCGUUGGACGUUGUGCAUCAGCAUGGUAGUGGGCGGGGCCUCCUGCUUGGCCACCGCCUUAGUCCAGAACAAUUAUUCCAUCACCUUGGCCCUGUAUUGUGUGGGGAAGAUGGGCAUUUCCUCGUCCUUUGUGGUGCUGCCGCUGAUGGCUUCCGAACUCUACCCUACAGUGGUGCGCGGUCUGGGCAUGUCGCUGAGCUCAGUGGUGGGGAUGCUCGGUCCCAUCUUUAUCCCACUGGUGAACUACUUGGGCUCCGACAUCAUAAUUCUGCCCCUGAUCAUAAUGGGCACUAUGCUGAUGGUAGGGGGCGUGUGCUCUUUGCUACUGCCCGAGACUCUCAAUGCGCAUCUACCCCAAACGCUCGAAGAUGCAGAGCGAACCAAACUGGAUUUUUGCGCCUGCUGUGUGCCCCCCCAACGGGAGCCCGUUCAAAGCUCUAGUGUUGUUUAGUGUCUUCCUCUUACUCGCUUUUCGUCUUGCGCUGCUCCUUAUUUUAGGGCGCUUAGAUUGUCUGACAGCGGCAUUUAGGCCUGGGUAACACUGUGUUGACUCACUCACUUUUUUAUGAGGAGCGUUUUACCAGCAACGGAACUAAGCGCCGGUGCGUUGGGUUGGCGCACCAAGCCCUUUGCGCAGCACUGCGCCAACUCCAAAAAAUUUGCUGAGAUACUUUUUCGGGCGAAACGAUUGCUUGAAAAUGUUUCAUCCAAAAUGGGCAAAACUGGAAAUUUUGACGAAACUUGAAAAUUCUUCUGGGCGAUGGGGGUGACGAGUUUUCCAAAUAGUUGAUUAUGUGAUUUUGCUCUCUGCGCGUUUUUUGGUAACUUUCUUUUUUUCGACAAAAAACCACGAGAACUUUGGUUCGUUUUUGUCCCAAAUUCAAUCAUUUCAAAACCGGUAUUCGAAAAAGACGAUAAAGAAGACCUUCUUGUUAAACCGAUCACUAGUUUUCUUGCAUAAAAGACUCUCAGUUUUGUCUAAAAGUGUUGACCUAAAAGUGAAGAAACCGGAAAAAAUCAAACUAUUCACAGCGACGGAGGUGACGAGUUUUCC
Molecule: messenger RNA, 2628 nt
Organism: Dendroctonus ponderosae (mountain pine beetle)
Lineage: Eukaryota; Metazoa; Arthropoda; Insecta; Coleoptera; Curculionidae
Product: beta-alanine transporter
Exons: 9
Coding region: 394-2025 (543 amino acids)
Biological process (GO): transmembrane transport
Cellular component (GO): membrane
Molecular function (GO): transmembrane transporter activity
Source: RefSeq, a predicted model, not a curated record